Molecule: messenger RNA, 1672 nt
Organism: Triplophysa dalaica
Lineage: Eukaryota; Metazoa; Chordata; Actinopteri; Cypriniformes; Nemacheilidae
Gene: slc35b4
Product: solute carrier family 35 member B4
Exons: 10
Coding region: 162-1157 (331 amino acids)
Biological process (GO): transmembrane transport
Cellular component (GO): Golgi membrane; endoplasmic reticulum membrane
Molecular function (GO): UDP-N-acetylglucosamine transmembrane transporter activity; UDP-xylose transmembrane transporter activity
Source: RefSeq, a predicted model, not a curated record
AGUCAUAUGUGUAGCCGGGAGAGAGAGAGGCGUGUUUACGCCUAUGGUUUACACUCACUACUGCUGCAGCAACAUUAGAUGUGUUGAACUCACAAUGCUCACAUCUACAGCAGUGUUCAGCUGAAACAACUCGCACUUUUGUCGCUCUUUAGACAUUUAAAAUGAAUACGCUUAUUGCCACAACGUUGGUGUUUGUUGGUUGCUGCAGUAAUGUUGUGUUUCUGGAACUUUUAGUGAGGGAUUUCCCUGGAUGUGGAAAUAUUGUGACAUUUGCUCAGUUUGCGUUCAUUGCAUUGGAGGGCUUCAUCUUUGAGACAAACUUUGGACGCAAAAAACCAGAAAUUCCGUUGAGUAACUAUGGGGUCAUGGUUUCCAUGUUCUUCACUGUGAGCGUGAUCAACAACUACGCUCUCAACUUUAAUAUUGCCAUGCCCCUGCACAUGAUCUUCAGAUCUGGAUCUUUAAUAGCCAACAUGAUUCUCGGCAUCAUCAUCCUAAAGAAGCGGUAUUCGACGAGUAAAUAUCUGUCCAUCGUGUUGGUGUCUGUGGGCAUUUUCAUCUGCACCGUCAUGUCUGCUAAACAAGUGAACGUCGAGCAGGGAGCCUCAGAAGAAGAAGGAGUUUAUGCUUUCCUGCAUUGGCUUCUGGGUAUCGCCAUGUUGACGUUUGCCCUGCUGAUGUCUGCCAGAAUGGGCAUUUUCCAAGAAACUCUCUACAAAAAACACGGCAAACACUCCAAAGAAGCUCUGUUUUACAAUCAUUGUCUGCCGUUGCCAGGCUUCCUCCUGCUGUCAGGUGACAUCUACAGACACGCUGUGCUCUUCAGCCAGAGCUCUCCUGUGGAAAUCCCUGUGAUUGGUCACUCAAUGCCGGUCAUGUGGUUUUAUCUUCUGAUGAACGUCAUCACACAAUACGUGUGUAUCCGCGGCGUGUUCAUUCUGACCACCGAGUGUGCGUCGCUCACGGUUACGCUGGUGGUGACGCUGCGUAAGUUCCUGAGUCUCGUCAUAUCCAUCCUGUACUUCCAGAAUCCCUUCACAGCGUGGCACUGGACGGGCACGGCCGUGGUGUUUCUGGGGACGCUGAUCUACACUGAGGUGUUAUCCAGCGUUUACACGGCAGUCAGAGGAAAGACAACCGUCAGGAAGACGGAAUAAUUCACACAUUCUGUACAGGAAGUGAUUGUGAACGACAGGACAGAAGUGUCAUGCAUCUUCAGCUCUGUGAGGGUGUGUUGGGAUGUUUGUUUGUUGCUCUUAAGGGUAGUUCUGGGCAACAUUUAUGAGAUGUUUUGAGCCAGGUGUGUGUGUGUGUGUGUGUGUACUGCCGUGUGUGUUUUCCAUGUAAGCAACAGAUCACAAUCCAUUGUCUGUUUCAGUACAGAGAUUGUGUUGUUUUGUUAACAGAAGUUUUUUGUUCAUGGCACUGUCUUCGAGUGUUCUCCCAGAUCUACUUCAUUGUUUUUAAAAACUCGGCGCACACCAGUAAAAUUUAGCAAUUCAAUUCAGCACUUGUUGCAGAUGUUCAGGGUUUCUUAACACGAAUGUGAACAUUCUCUAAACAUUAGAGUAUUUAUUUCAUUUUUUAAACCCAGACAGAUUCAUUGUUAGGUGUUGACAGGCGACUCAUACUCGUGUCUUCUAAAUAAAACAAGACUUCAAACAAAAACCCA